AUGACCGCCACCGAACAAAUUUUUUACCCUGCUCUGGGGAAAUCCCUUGAAGAUGUUCAGAAAACCCUUAACGGCUCCAUUCUUGUUGUUCCUACAGUCUCCGUAGCUAACGUCCCACAGCUGGCCAUUGAUCUUCUCAUCCACUCUCUCGGUCUGACGCUAGUUGGCAGACUCUCCGACAAGUAUCUCUAUCCAUUUGCUGGUCCCCGCGAUGCUCCCUCAUUACCUACACCAACAACCCCAAUUUCUUCUGGCAUCAGCACUGCUAUAGAAGUUUACAAUUCUCCCAAGCUUAAUCUUACUGUUAUCCAGCUCCGUGCCCCGCCACUCCCCAACUGUCGCCGCGCCUUUGUCCGCUCCACACUGGCCCCCUUUGUUUCUCAGUUCAAAUUUAGCGAAACCAUUGUUGCUGGUUCAUCUAAUGCUGCUCUGUCAGAGGCUGUCCCACCACCACGCUUCAAACUUUUCCACAAGAAAUCCGGUCCCUCUGCCGAUCUAGCAGGCGUCGACUCGCUUUCUAGCAGACUAGCAGGUCUCUCAAUUGGAAAAGAUCUUGCAGGUGAAAUGGCUUCAGAAGCUCCAUUGUCUCCUGUGGAACUCCCAGAAUCUGGGUUUACUCUCGACGCUCUUGUGGAAAUUGCAGCCCUCCAAGGCCCUAGUAUAUCUGGUCAGAGUACCUCUACAGGCAAACCUACACUUGCCAAAGUGUGUGCCGCCGUGAUUUAUGUCUAUGAAGGUGAUAACUUUUACGAUGCCCAUGAGUUUGCUGACCGACUUGCAGCAGUAUGCGGCCUCGACGUUUCGGCCGUUAAGUCAGCGCUACCACAACCUCCAAAGAAAAGACACGCCACAGGUGAAGAACCCCCCAAAUGGGUCGAGCCAUUAUCCUGGCAAGGUGUCUACGGAAAGGAAAUCCCCAUUGGGCUGGAAGAAGGUCUUUAUUCUUAA
Magnusiomyces paraingens is the source of this 948-nucleotide messenger RNA. RefSeq lists its product as uncharacterized. Gene Ontology annotation, biological process: proteasome assembly. The record is from RefSeq and is a predicted model, not a curated record. Lineage: Eukaryota; Fungi; Ascomycota; Dipodascomycetes; Dipodascales; Dipodascaceae. The transcript has a single exon. Bases 1 to 948 code for a protein of 315 amino acids. Gene Ontology annotation, cellular component: cytosol; nucleus.